AUGCGGGACCCGCGGGGCGCCGUCAGUUCCUGCAGCAGCAGCCGCCGCCGGCCUUCAGCAGCAGACGCCGCCGCCCUGCAGCAGCAGCCGCCGCCAGGCCUGCAGCAACAGACGCCGCCGCCCUGCAGCAGCAGCCGCCGCCAGGCCUGCAGCAGCAGCCGCCGCCAGAGCCUGCAGCAGCAGCCGCCGCCAGAGCCUGCAGAGCAGCCGCCGCCAGAGCCUGCAGCAGCAGACGCCGCCAGGCCUGCAGCAACAGACGCCGCCGCCCUGCAGCAACAGCCGCCGCCAGGCCUGCAGCAGCAGCCGCCAGGCCUGCAGCAGCAGCCGCCGCCAGAGCCUGCAGCAGCAGCCGCCGCCAGAGCCUGCAGCAGCAGCCGCCGCCAGAGUCUGCAGCAGCAGCCGCCGCCAGAGCCUGCAGCAGCAGCCGCCGCCAGCGCCUGCAGCAGCUGCCGCCCCUGGACCCGGUACGCUCUGUGCUGCCCUGUGCUGCCCGUGCUUGUGCUGCCUGUGCCUGUGCUGCCCGUGCCUAUGCUGCCCGUGCCUGUGCUGCCCGUGCCUGUGCUGCCCGUGCCUGUGCUGCCCGUGCCUGUGCUGCCCGUGCCUGUUGCUGCCCGUGCCUGUGCUGCCCGUGCCUGUGCUGCCCGUGCCUGUUGCUGCCCGUGCCUGUGCUGCCCGUGCCUGUUGCUGCCCGUGCCUGUGCUGCCCGUGCCUGUGCUGCCCGUGCCUGUUGCUGCCCGUGCCUGUGCUGCCCGUGCCUGUGCUGCCUGUGCCUGUGCUGCCCGUGCCUGUUACUGCCCGUGCCUGUUGCUGCCCGUGCCUGUGCUGCCCGUGCCUGUGCUGCCCGUGCCUGUGCUGCCCGUGCCUGUGCUGCCCGUGCCUGUUGCUGCCCGUGCCGGUGCUGCCCGUGCCUGUGCUGCCCGUGCCUGUGCUGCCCGCUGCCCGUGCCUGUGCUGCCCGUGCCUGUGCUGCCCGUGCCUGUGCUGCCCGUGCCUGUGCUGCCCGUGCCUGUUGCUGCCCGUGCCUGUUGCUGCCCGUGCCUGUGCUGCCCGUGCCUGUGCUGCCCGUGCCUGUUGCUGCCCGUGCCUGUGCUGCCCGUGCCUGUGCUGCCCGUGCCUGUUGCUGCCCGUGCCUGUGCUGCCCGUGCCUGUUGCUGCCCGUGCCUGUGCUGCCCGUGCCUGUGCUGCCCGUGCCUGUGCUGCCCGUGCCUGUGCUGCCCGUGCCUGUUGCUGCCCGUGCCUGUGCUGCCCGUGCCUGUUGCUGCCCGUGCCUGUGCUGCCCGUGCCUGUUGCUGCCCGUGCCUGUGCUGCCCGUGCCUGUGCUGCCCGUGCCUGUUGCUGCCCGUGCCUGUGCUGCCCGUGCCUGUGCUGCCCGUGCCUGUUGCUGCCCGUGCCUGUGCUGCCCGUGCCUGUUGCUGCCCGUGCCUGUGCUGCCCGUGCCUGUGCUGCCCGUGCCUGUUGCUACCCGUGCCUGUGCUGCCCGUGCCUGUGCUGCCCGUGCCUGUUGCUGCCCGUGCCUAGUGCGCUCUGCUACUGUCUGCGCCCCCGUUUCCGGCUUUGCUCAUAA
This is a messenger RNA of Closterium sp. NIES-65, 1563 nucleotides long. NCBI's taxonomy places the organism in Eukaryota, Viridiplantae, Streptophyta, Zygnematophyceae, Desmidiales, Closteriaceae. The record is from the annotation of a GenBank genome assembly.